Molecule: messenger RNA, 2715 nt
Organism: Eurytemora carolleeae
Lineage: Eukaryota; Metazoa; Arthropoda; Copepoda; Calanoida; Temoridae
Product: zinc finger protein 530
Exons: 16
Coding region: 207-2378 (723 amino acids)
Biological process (GO): regulation of transcription by RNA polymerase II
Cellular component (GO): nucleus
Molecular function (GO): DNA-binding transcription factor activity, RNA polymerase II-specific; sequence-specific DNA binding
Source: RefSeq, a predicted model, not a curated record
UCUAGGGUGGAAACAAAGUACUAGUUGCCAUUUUGACUUUAAACUAGAAUAUCCUUAAUUAAGCAGACUGAACCAGUGAGUGGAGAGUUUUCUUUGAUCACAGUUUUAAAUAGUUAUGGUUUCAUGGGUCCAGUUUUAGUAUUUAGAAGUCACCCUGUAUUUCAGUGUUGAUCUGAUGAAACUGAAAUGAUGAGGAUGAUUUAAAAAUGUCAAUAUAUAUUGGGGGCCCGCACCAGGGGACUGCCAUGGAGCAGGCACCUUCCUAUACACCCGACUCUAAGGCGCCCCUUGAGAUACUGAUGAGGGUGCAGAUGUGGAUCUCCUCGGAGUUUAAGAACCUCUCCUCCACAAUCCUCAACGAUUCAAACUCGGAUCAGUAUCUCAGGAUUGUAAAAACAUCUCCGCAUCCUGUUCUCAUCACACAAUCUAGUGUUCAUCUUAUCUGCAGGGUUGACGCUGACAUGCAUAUCCUGUGUCAGCUGCAGGCCUUCAACUCUAUAAUUAUUCAAGAGGUGGCAGCAUCGUUGGAGGAAGAGUACGAGGACCUGAAGAACCUGUUGACUCUGAUAAACAACCAGCAAACUAGUAUAUGCAGGGGUAUACCGGAGGAAAAACUGGUUACCUGGGCGUCCAGGAAGAAUCUGUCCCAUAUCUUGAUAGAGAGGUUCAUGAGCAGGGUUGUUUUUAGGGAGAGAAGUUGUACAUAUGUUAUCCUAGAAACAGAUCAGGCAGAUAUAUGCAGAUCCUGUGCUCUGCUUCUAUCCACUUCGAGUUUAGACUUACAUGGUGAUGAGGAGCUGGAGUGCCCGCAGCCGGACUGUGAUAGAACGUUUAAAUAUCAGGGUGCUUUAGAGAAACAUAUUCAGAAACAUGCAGACGAGGACGCUGAUUAUCCUGUCCUCGAUAAGCAGCUGAAACAAGAGGACAACCUCAAUCAUAUCAAACUGGAACCGGAGGUUAAGCUUAACGAAGCCAACGGAGUGGACGACAACGAUUUCUUGGAUCGUUUGCUAGACGAUCUGGACUAUCCUAUAGAGGAGAGGAGACGGAAGAAAAAGAAAAAGAAACCGCCGACGAAAGACUUCUCCUGCAGUGAUUGCGGGAAAGCGUUCUACUUCCAGAAGAACCUGUUCACGCACGUGGUGGAGGUUCACGGAAAGUCAGUCGACGAAUUACCAAAUCUUGCCUUAGUGAAGUCCGAGGAUGGAAUUAUUAGACGUAGAAAGAAGAAGAAGAAAGGAGGUAAAGGGAACAGUGUUUAUUGCGACGAGUGUGGAGUAACAUUUAAAUUUGCAAGCGGAUUAUACAACCAUAGAAAGAGAAUGCAUGGAGAUAUAGAGAAACGACCCUGUCCUCAUUGUGAAAGAUUAAUCAAAAGUUGUACAAUGGAUCAACAUAUCAGAGAGGAACAUGGAACACCUAGGUAUGCAUGUCAAUUCUGUGGUAAAGGCUUUUACUAUAAGAGCUUUAUGUUAAACCAUCAACGCCUUCACACGGGGGAUUACAAGGAAUGUAUUUGUGAUCUCUGUGGAGCUGUAUAUAAAAGUGUUCAGGUUUUGAAUCGGCAUGUUCGAAAUGCCCAUCAGGAUCUCAGAAAUCAUAAAUGUGAUCAUUGUGAGAAAGCGUUUCACAACAAACAGCGCUUGGAAAGACACAUAAACAGUCAGCAUACAAAAUCAAGACUUUGGCCUUGUCCUGUUUGUCAUUCAAAAUACGACAGAAAGGACAAUCUUCGAACCCAUAUCAGGAAGAAUCACAGCGGUGUGAUUAACCCCGACACGGUGGAGUUAAGCUCGGUCGAGAACGAAGCAGGUUUCGAUCUCGGAAGGAAACCUAGAAAUGGAUCUAGUCAUUUAAUAUCACAGGCAUUUUUUAUGAACGCAGAUCGAGGAAAUGUAUCAGUAUCCCAGGACCGUAACCAGCUACCUGGUCAGCAUAGAAAUUCGUCCAUGCAGGGACAGGAGAGAAGCAUGCAUGACGCACAUGACCUCUUGCACUUAAAGUACAGUGAUGACGCGCAUUUUCGCGAACAUGAUCAGAUUAAGCGCGAGGAUGUAAGCGCACAUCAGUUGAGAAUCCCAUUUGAAAGUUCGAUGAUGCGCCAAGAUCAAGGAUUCGCGCGUCUUACACAACGUGACGAUUUCCUGCCGGCAAAACAGGAACCAAUAGAAUCUAGUAUACGACUUAGUGUUCAUUCUCCACCAAUGAGAGACGUAGUAGCGGCAGUACGGGACAGUGCUGUUCCGGUACGUGACGUCAUGGCGGCGGUCCGGGACACCAUGACUCCUAUGCAGCAUCCAGUUCAUACACUUGCACAAACCAUUCAUCACAUUCAGAAUAGCUAUGCAUUUCCAGGCCUUCACGGUCCACCCAUUUAAAUUGGUUUAUUUGCAUCACGCCUUACUGAGUUGUCAUUGUUAGUUAAGUCGAGAGUAUAACUUGUAUCAAAGGACUGAUUAUUGUAUUUUAUUUUUUAUUUCUCACAAUUGUUCACAAAAACGUCACAUCAGUGCUUCCGUUAUGCUAACUUCCGAUACACCUAAAACCUCACUAUACGUAUUUUAAACUUUUUUACAAAAUGUUUACUUUCUUGUCAUAUAUCUAUACUUUCUCUUUGUGGCAUUAUUUUUUAUUUGUACAAAAAUUGCAUUGAAAAAUUCUUUAUUGUGUCUUUAAUCCAUGGGCUUUAAACUGUGAACAGUCUUUCUUUACAGA